Messenger RNA from Pseudonaja textilis, 1009 nucleotides. It is a transcript of the gene CMTM4, whose product is annotated as CKLF like MARVEL transmembrane domain containing 4. Gene Ontology annotation, cellular component: membrane. The record is from RefSeq and is a predicted model, not a curated record. Lineage: Eukaryota; Metazoa; Chordata; Lepidosauria; Squamata; Elapidae.
GGGCGGUCCGCCGCACUUCGCGGACCGACAUGCCGCCGCCGCUGCUGCUGCCUCCGCCGCCGCUUGCUGCGCCUUCCCCGCCUCCCUUCUCUUCUUCUUCUUCCUCCUCCUCCUCCUCCUCUUCCUCGGCGUGAAGUGAGCCUCCCGGGCCGCCAUGAGGAGCCCCGACGACCUGGAGGGCUUCGACGGCGAGGCGUCCAGCACCUCCAUGAUCUCCGGCGCCGGCAGCCCCUACCAGCCCACCACCGAGCCCGUCAGCCAGCGCCAGGGGUUGCGCGGCCUCCGCUGCGACCGCGACUAUCUGCGCGGCCCCGUCGGCCUCCUGAAGGUCGCUCAGGUGGUUUUGGCUUUGAUUUCCUUCAUCUGCAUAGAGACCAUCAUGGAAUGUUCUCCUUGUGAAGGACUUUAUUUUUUUGAAUUUGUCAGCUGUAGCGCCUUGGUAGUUACUGGAGUUCUAUUGCUUAUGUUCAGCCUAAAUCUCCACUCAAGAAUACCACAGAUCAACUGGAACACUACAGAUUUGGUCAAUACUGGAAUCUGCACUUUCUUCUUCUUCAUUGCGUCGAUAGUACUUGCAGCUUUAAACCAUAAAAAAGGUGCAGAAAUUGUAGCUGCGAUAUUUGGUUUUUUGGCAACCACAGCCUAUGCUGUGAAUUCAUUUUUAGCAGUUAAAAGCUGGAGAAACACCAACAGACAGCAAAACACGCGACAGACCAGUGAUUAUAUACGUGCUCGGACAGAAUCCAGAGAAGUAGACAACCGUCCAGAAAUUCAACGUCUGGAUGGGUGAAAACGGGAACUUCCUUAAAAAGAUUUUUUAAAAAAAAAGCCUGUGGACCUACGUUUUAAAGAAAAGAAGAUGACGACGAUAAUUUUUACAGGCAGUAAAGGAGAACGUGAUGGCCAGGAACAUGUUCAAAGAGAAGGAGGUGGAUUAAGAAGCAAUUAUAUGAAGUCUAUAAUGACAAUUGCAUAUAUUUUUUUGUCCGUAAAUAAUGGAGGAUGGAGA